AUUUUCUUUUCCUUGUCAAGCUGGCGGCGCAGACGCAACUUGAGACGUUCAUCGAGCUUGACGACGGCGCGGUCUUGCGGUGCGAGGGCCAGCGCGGCCUUGACGUCGUCAGCCGCCUGCUCGAGCUUGUUCUCCUUCUCGUACGCCACAGCGCGACGGUAGAGAGCCUUGACGCUCUUGGCGUCCAGAGCCAGCGCUUCGUUGCAGUUUGCCACUGUUUUAGUGUAAUUUUCCAUCUUGAGGUAACACUGCGCCAGAUUCAGGUACAGACUGAGCUUGAUCGCGCUCACCUCCUCCUUGUCCGCCUCGGUGAGAUCGAAGAACUUGGACGCAUGGGUCAAAGCCUUCACGUAGCGAGCAGCGGCGUGUUUGUGGUUGCCGUCACGGAAAAGCUCGUUGCCUUCCUCUUUGUUCUUCACCACCAUACGCAUACGCUCGGGUUUCUUUAGUUUACGCGUGUCGUGGUCUUCGUCUCCCUCAGCCUGACGCUCCGCCUCGGCUUUCUGCGACUCCAAUUCAAGCUGCUGCUCCAACGCACGUUCAUCAGCCUCAACAGCCGAGAAAUAAGCCUCACAAGCAGCGCGAAUCUCCGUCUCAAUCGACUGAUGCUUUGUGCGAAUCAAGUCCAGUGUGGCAGUCUCAGACUCCUCCGAGUAGAUCCAGUCCUCCGCAGCAUCUAAGAGCGGGUUCAGCUUGGAAGUAUCGAGUUUAUCUCCGUGCUUGCCGCUGCUCUUGGAGCGCAUCUCGUACACAAAAGCCUCGAUGGCAUUACGCUCGUGAGCGAUAGCAGUCAGUUCGGCAUCACGCGCCUGGAAUUCCUGCUCCAACGCCACAUAGCGAGCCGCGUCUGCGUCCUCUUCAGCGUCUACAGGUGUCGUGACUGCCUCGCUCGAAAACGCGGCACCGAGAGCGAUGGCUGUGGUAGAAUCGAGCAUACGACCGAUAAGUGCGUUGUUGCGCUGCUGAUCAGCAGGGAAAGCGGCGAUAAUAGCCUCCUGCACGAACGGGAUACGAGUGCCACCGCCCACGAUCUCCACCGACGCGAUGUCAGCACUGGAAACACUGUCUUUGGCUGUUUCCAGAGCUUUUUGCAGCAUCUCAGUCACACGAGCCCGUUCAGAAGCACACAACUCCUCGAAUACAUUGCGAGAGAUGGAGAUGUUGAUAUCUUUCUCAGGAGCAAGGUUCUCCACGGUCACGCUGGCCUCUCCGAUAGUAGACAGCAGCUUUUUGAGCUUCUCGCAAGCCUGGAACAGACGCUUGCCUCCCUUCGAGUGGAAUGACACGCUCAACUGAUGCUUCGUCUCAACUUCCUUCUGGAAAUGUUCAAAUAGGCGACGAUCAAGUGUCUCGGCGCCAAGAUCCACAUCAGCUUCCGUCGCUAGCAGCGUCUCACCUUCACGAGUAAGCUUCACUACCGCUACACUGGUGCUGGUGUGGCCCAUAUCGACAAUUGCAAUGUGUCGAGCCGUCUCCAUGGGGACAUCUCCGUCAGUGGGAGCCGCAACGGGAUGUUUGCAGUGGAAGCAACGAGCCAAUGCUGCAUCGCGCGAGAUGAUUGACAAGCUGGGAAUACUAGCGAUUGUGGCAGCCACACGGACCGCACGCUUCUCUUCGUCGCCCCAUACUGAUGGUACAGCCAACGUCACAUGGAAAGGCUCGUCCUGGAAGCGCUUCUUCAUCUGCGUGGCCAGAUUGGCGAACAGCAUACCAGUGAGCUGUUCUACAGUGAACUGCGUCUUAUUAUUGUCCUUGCCGUAGUCCACUGUAGCCACUACACGGCCAGCUUCGUCCACUUCAAAGGUGGGCUGGUGACCGGGUAGUCGCUCAAGUUGGCGCUGCACGUCCGCCAGUUGGUGCUUGCCUACAAGGCCAGACAAGAAGCUAACGGUGUUGCGAGGGUUCGUGCUGGAUGAGAGCACGGCCGACUCGCCCACAAGACGCUCCUCGCCCUUAAAGGAUACCAGAGUGGCGGUGGUCAUAGCACCAAGCUCGUUGAGCACUACGUCGCCGUUGCUCUCAGCUACGACACAUCGUUGCGCACCCUGAUUAAAUUGACAACGCAAUUUGGUGAAUUAGUCAGCAACCUGGGCGAGAUAGGGCGUGCAAUAGACACUGCUGGCAUUGCAAGAGGAUGGAGAAUAAAGCCACGUACGAAGUCGACGCCAAACACGCGUGGGGGUUGCGUCGUCGCCAUGAUCACGAGGUCUCGGUGUGAGGGAGUAGUUGUGGUUUUACCGCUCUCGAAAACUCUAUUUCGUGUUUUGGUGGCGUGGUGCACAUGUUAUGAACCCAUUUCAAAAACGACCAUCACUCACCAAAAAGGCAAGUUUUGUCUGUCAGUCUCAUUUUUCAAUUGCCACAUCAAGAAGGACGCCAUGCUCACCGCAACCAGCUCAACUGAGGAGACGUCCCAGCGGCUUGUGUCGGUGCUAGAGACCUUCGGAAGAGGCGGCGCUACAGUGGAGGAGCUGGAAUACACGGCGGAGCUGCUGAUCGCCACUGCAGAGGAGGAGACGAUGAGUCAAGACCGAGUUAAGCUCGUCUCCGCUUUCGCUGAAGUGCUGGAGGAAACGGCGUUCCUAGACGCGGCUCAGUUAUCAACAAUUGCGGAACAGCUUGCUGACGUGCUGCUAGGCAGUGAGGAUGACAGUGAAGAGGAUCAGGAAAGCCACACCGCUAGGAGGCGGCGACUGCGCAAUGAGCGACUGGAAACGCAGUUUGCUAUUGGCAAAAGUUGUCUAGUGGUGCUUGAAGAGGACGAGGCGUGGCACCCGGCACGAAUCACGAAGCACAUUGGCGAGAAUGAUGACAGUGACGAUGAGAGUGCAGUCGACGAUCGGCCAAUUGUGGUGGAGGUAGAGUUUAUCGAGUUUGGCAAGAAGCAGAUUGUCCGAGAGGACGAGGUGGUGCUGGACGAAGACGUUGCAGGCCGUGAAGACGCGGAUGACAUGACUGGUUUGUGCGAAAUGUGCGAGCGACCUAUGAACCUGACAGCGCACCACGUGAUCCCGCGGGUCACGCAUUCCAAGUAUCUGCGCAAAGGGUACACGAAAGAGUUCCUCAAUACUUGUAUCAUGAUUUGUCGUCAGUGUCAUAGCAAGAUCCACUCCGUGGAGGACAACAAGACGCUAGCACGCGAGUACAACACCCUUGAUAAGAUUAUGCAGCACCCGGAAAUCAUCGCCUGGGUUGCAUACGCUCGGAAGCAAAAGGCUCGCGUUAAGCCGCGGAAGAAAAGCAAGUGGCCCGUGGGAAAGUGAGCGCAUGGGACAAUGGACCUCAACGAUGGGUUCUUGUGAAAAGUUGUUGCUAGGUAAAGAUGCUGUAACAAAAGAUCUUGUACAGUUACCAAUGGACUUGGACACAAUGAAUGAAACACUUGCAGAGAUGAUCACUGAGAGAUCCAGUGUUGAAUGAUAAAGAGCUGGUUUCUGGAGCAUUUUACAGUUCGUGCUACAGUGGCUGGAUCAUUCGAUGGAUUAUUGCACAUGUAUCUUUCUCCAUUACUUGGAUCUGGAAACUAGCUAGUCAGUUACAGCUCGACGGGUCUGGGUGGGACUUGCACGUCAGGGAAGUCCGAUCGAAUAUUUGAGUGCUAGACUGUAGAUGUAACGCAGAGAUACUAAAAAAAA
Messenger RNA from Phytophthora nicotianae INRA-310, 3635 nucleotides. RefSeq lists its product as hypothetical. Gene Ontology annotation, molecular function: endonuclease activity; zinc ion binding; nucleic acid binding. Bases 2196 to 3263 code for a protein of 355 amino acids. Lineage: Eukaryota; Oomycota; Peronosporomycetes; Peronosporales; Peronosporaceae. The transcript has a single exon. The record is from RefSeq and is a predicted model, not a curated record.